GUCAAAAAUCUUUGGCGUUGGAUACAGCUAUUGGAAAGUGGCAGCUGCUGUUUGCUGAAAAGCAGUGGCCGUUGGUUGAUCACUGGUGCCAGUUCUUACAGAUUCUAUAAGAUUUCUUCUCCUUGCAAGCCGACCUUGAAAGUCCCUGUGUCGUGACUACCAGAUGGCGGAAGAGGCAAAUUCCUUGGAGUAUACACCGACAUGGGUAGUCGCUGUUGUCUGCUUUGUCAUCGUUCUAAUGUCUCUUCUCGCUGAACGUGCUCUCCAUAAACUGGGAAAGUUGUUGCAGAAAAAGAAACAAGAAGCAUUAUUUCAAGCCCUGCAAAAACUAAAAGAAGAAUUAAUGCUUUUGGGGUUCAUCUCCCUUCUAUUGACAGUUACUCAGAAUGCAAUAAGUCGCAUUUGCAUUCCGCCUCAUUUGGCAAACGUAAUGCUUCCAUGUAAGAAGGAAAUCGAGAGCAGCAAUCAAGAAGAACAUUAUCAGCACAACAAGCGGCAUUUGUUGUCUGCCAGUAAAAAUGCAGCUCUCUGUGUUCAUGGGGGUAAGGUUCAGCUGUUUUCAUUGGAAGCAUUGCACCAGCUGCACAUUUUCAUCUUUGUUUUAGCAGUCGUGCAUGUCAUAUUCUGUGCCAGUACAAUGGUUCUUGGUGGGGCAAGGAUACGGCAAUGGAAGACGUGGGAGAAAUCACUUCAGAAUUCAAAACCGGAAGAUCAAACUAAGCCUGUCCAUGAACACCACCAUCAUUUGUUCCUUGAGAUACACGCUAAAGGAUAUUGGAGAAAGGCAGCUGUUGUUAGUUGGUUGAUAUCAUUCUUCAAACAUUUUCUUGGCUCUAUUACCAAGUCGGACUACAUCGCACUUCGGCAGGGAUUUAUCACAGAACACUGUCCUCAUCUCCCUCAUUUUGAUUUUCAUGAAUACAUUCUGCGGACACUUGAAAUAGAUUUCAAAAAGAUAGUCGGAAUAAGCUGGUACCUGUGGCUCUUCGUCGUGAUGUUUUUGCUGCUGAACGUGGAAGGGUGGCACACAUAUUUCUGGCUGGCCUUUUUGCCUUUAGGAGUUCUGCUUGUUGUGGGUAGUAAGCUUGAACACAUAAUAACGUGCAUGGCUCAGGAGGCUGAGGUGAAGAUGCAGAAUAAGGAAGUGAAACCGUCUGAUGCACACUUCUGGUUUCACAAACCUGUCAUUAUACUGCACUUAAUUCAUUUCAUUCUGUUUCAGAACUCUUUCGAGAUAGCCUUUUUCUUUUGGAUUUGGUGCACAUACGGAUUCAGAUCAUGCAUCAUGGAGAAACUGGGCUACAUCAUUCCAAGACUUAUCAUGGGCUUGAUUGUUCAAGUGCUCUGCAGUUACAGCACUCUGCCUUUGUACGCUCUAGUCUCCCAGAUGGGUAGCAACUACAAGAGAAGCAUGUUUUCUACUCACAUGCAAUCAGCGUUAGGUCGAUGGGCGCAAUCCGAUAAGUGCACCACAGAAUCCUCUCAGACUGCUCCCCAGGAAAUGCUCAUCCCACAACCAACUCUACAAUCUGUUUCUCAACUUCCUUAAUAUUAUGCUUCUUUUUUUCUAUAUAUGUACAAAACUCAUUUUUAUUUAUUUCUUCUUCUUUUGUU
Mercurialis annua (annual mercury) is the source of this 1614-nucleotide messenger RNA. Its product is annotated as MLO-like protein 13. The record is from RefSeq and is a predicted model, not a curated record. Gene Ontology annotation, cellular component: membrane. NCBI's taxonomy places the organism in Eukaryota, Viridiplantae, Streptophyta, Magnoliopsida, Malpighiales, Euphorbiaceae. Gene Ontology annotation, biological process: defense response. Bases 164 to 1549 code for a protein of 461 amino acids. The transcript has 14 exons.